AUGUCGCUAAAUCUAGACGUUUCCAAUGCGGCGGUGAUGAAGGAUGAGCAGGGCCGUCCCUUCAUCGUUGUGAGAGACCAGGGAAAAAAGAAGCGUCAAUUUGGGAACGAAGCAGUCAAAUCGCACAUCCUUGCCGCAAGAACCGUUGCCAACAUUGUAAAGUCUUCUCUGGGGCCACGCGGCCUCGACAAGAUUCUCAUCUCGUCAGACGGAGAUAUCACGGUAACGAACGAUGGCGCGACCAUUCUUCAACAAAUGGAAAUUAGCAAUCAUGUCGCCAAGCUUCUGGUGGAGCUCUCCAAGUCUCAGGAUGACGAGAUUGGUGACGGAACCACUGGCGUAGUCGUUCUGGCUGGGGCUUUGCUCGAGCAAGCAGCCGAUCUCAUUGACAAGGGCAUUCACCCUAUCCGGAUCGCCGACGGUUACGACCAGGCCUGUGAUAUUGCCGUUGCGGAGUUGGAUAGAAUUUCGGACACGAUAGAGUUUACGAAAAAAGAUACAGCCAACCUGGUCAAGGUCGCACGUACAAGCUUGGGAAGCAAAAUUGUUUCCAAGGCACACGAUCAGUUUGCCAACAUUGCCGUUGAUGCGGUACUAUCUGUUGCAGACCUAGAACGCAAGGACGUGGAUUUCGAGUUGAUCAAGGUUGAUGGUAAGGUCGGAGGUUCCUUGGAGGACACCCUUCUUGUCAAGGGCGUCAUUGUCGACAAGGACUUUUCUCACCCUCAGAUGCCAUCGGAAGUGCGGGAUGCUAAAAUUGCCAUCCUCACGUGCGCCUUUGAGCCUCCCAAGCCGAAGACGAAGCAUAAACUGGAGAUUACCAGUGUCGAAGAGUUCAAGAAGCUGCAGAACUACGAAAGAGAAAAGUUUAUUGAAAUGAUUCAGCAGGUCAAGGACACGGGCGCCAACCUGGCCAUCUGCCAGUGGGGCUUUGACGAUGAAGCGAAUCACUUGCUACUUCAGAACGGACUCCCCGCCGUCCGAUGGGUCGGCGGCCCAGAGAUUGAACUAAUUGCUAUUGCCACCAACGGCAGAAUAGUGCCUAGAUUCGAGGAUCUGAAACCCGAGAAGCUUGGUUCUGCUGGCGUUGUCAGAGAGAUGUCUUUUGGCACUACAAGAGAGAAGAUGCUGGUUAUUGAAGAGUGUGCAAACACCCGAGCCGUGACUGUCUUCUGCCGCGGAAGCAACAAAAUGAUCAUCGACGAAGCCAAGCGUUCACUUCAUGAUGCCUUGUGUGUCGUCAGAAAUCUGGUACGAGACAAUCGAGUGGUGUACGGCGGUGGUGCUGCCGAAAUUGCCUGCUCGCUGGCGGUGGAAGAUGCCGCUGUCAGGACUCCUGGUCUGGAGCAGUAUGCUAUGCGUGCAUUCUCCGAGGCGCUGGAUACUAUCCCAAUGACACUUGCCGAGAACAGCGGCCUGAAUCCCAUCUCAACUUUGGCCGAAGUCAAGAGUCAGCAAGUCAAGGCUGGUUUCGAGAACCGGGGUAUGCUUGGUGUCGACUGUAUGGGUCGAGGCGACAAUAACAUGAAGGAGGCUUUCGUCAUUGACCCGUUGAUUGGCAAGAAGCAGCAGCUGCAACUAGCUACUCAAUUGUGUCGCAUGGUUCUUAAGGUAAACAAUGUGAUUGUUUCUGGGGCGGAUGAUAACGAUUUCUAG
Ustilaginoidea virens is the source of this 1656-nucleotide messenger RNA. RefSeq lists its product as uncharacterized. Gene Ontology annotation, biological process: protein folding. Lineage: Eukaryota; Fungi; Ascomycota; Sordariomycetes; Hypocreales; Clavicipitaceae. Gene Ontology annotation, cellular component: chaperonin-containing T-complex. Gene Ontology annotation, molecular function: ATP hydrolysis activity; ATP binding; ATP-dependent protein folding chaperone. Bases 1 to 1656 code for a protein of 551 amino acids. The record is from RefSeq and is a predicted model, not a curated record. The transcript has 5 exons.